Protopolystoma xenopodis is the source of this 624-nucleotide messenger RNA. NCBI's taxonomy places the organism in Eukaryota, Metazoa, Platyhelminthes, Monogenea, Polystomatidea, Polystomatidae. The record is from the annotation of a GenBank genome assembly.
AUGCCAUUAUAUGCUCAGUACAACAAGCCAAUAGGAGAACAAUCUAAUUUUGCCUUAUCGCCAGAUGAAUCUGCUCAAGCCCAGCUGGUUACUCCUCAGCUGGCCGCCACACCGCCUUCACCAUCAUCCCAAUUUCAAGUUCUGCCAUCUUCUCUUCCUCCUGUUGAUAAUUCCUCUAUCCCUUCCGUCUUGACAUCCUCUUUUUCGACUCCCUCGUCGCUUCGGUCUGCCAAUCAUAAGGACAUCGGGUCUCCAGCUCACAUAGCUUUUCCUGGACAGACAGUGCUUAUUUUCUGUCUGGACCCCGAAGCUGAAGCCUGUCAGCCCGGCUGUCUGCCUGAGGAUCAGGUGCUUGGUCAUAGCAUUGCGACCGAUUCAGACGCUAGCAGUCUCGUCUGCCGUAACUCGGACAGCUGGUCUGAUCCAGGCCAGUCGGUUGUUGUGACAAAUGCAUCAGUAAAGCCGGUUGGGACUGCAGCUCUACAGGAGAAGGGGAAUAAAGUGGAGGAAGCAAACACCUCGAAGUCAGAGGCAGUUGUUGGCCUUCUCAGAUCAGGCGGUCCUUCUCUUGUUGUCAGCACUGGUCGAGGAAAUAGACAGUCCGGGAUCUUUCCCAAUAUGUAG